CAGUGAAUUGGCCCCAUAUGUCGAAGGACUACCUCUGUCGAAACCACACUUUCGACAUGCCUAAAGAAAUGUCUGACUGGCAUAGUUCAACGAGUAGUGACUCACAUUUAGGGUGUCUCCCUCCUGCUCAAGGCGAGCUCAACUUUUAUUCUCUUUCCCUCCGCUUGCAUUCUUCCAAUCAUUCACCACGCUGUGUGCACGCGAGUUCAACAUAGUUCCUGUUAAUUUGUUUAGUAUAUUUGUACGUUCUAUUUGCCUUUGAAACGAACGGCAUUGUUGUCACUGGAUUAAGUUUUAUUUGUUGUUAUGGGGGACUUGAUUUCGAGCCACCUGGAUGAGGGCAAGCGGGAGAUCAUUAAAGCCCGGACAGGCGAGGUGAUUGGAGAGUUUGGCCGUCUGUAUGAGCAGCAGUAUGCAGUGGCCCUCUUCAACAAGGUCCGCUUUGACAUUGAGGGAGGAGGGGGGCCCCAGCCACAGCUACUGCGCCGUAAGGCCCCGCUGGAGAAUAGGUCCAUCUUCUCUGGAGCUCUGUUCCAGUUUCUGGAGGAGAACAAGAAAUGGAGAAACCGUUUCCUCUUCGUUCCUGACUCCUACAACAUUAACUACUAUGACAACAAAGCGUCUCAUGAGAGAGGGCUGCACCCCAAGGGAACCAUCAACUGUGCCGGAUACAAAGUGCUGACCUCGAUGGAUCAGUACCUGGAGCUACUCAACAAUAGCCUGCCUGAUGUAAAGGCUAAAGUGGGCAACACUCCCUUCCUGAAGUGUGCCACCGAGUUCCUUCUGAUCCUGUGGCACCCGUAUGCCCGCCACUACUACUUCUGUGUGGUAACGGAGAAAGAGCAGAAGAAGUGGCAUGCAGUUUUUCAGGACUGCGUGAGACAUACCAAUGAUGGUUUGUUGGAGGAGAGUAAGGUGCAGACGCCAGCCUUCACAGACUCAGUGAGGCUUUUUCGCCAGGCCCAUGGGCAGUAUGGCACCUGGGAGAUGAUGUGUGGCGCACCUCCACAGAUUCUGGCCAACCUGGUGAUGGAGACACUUCUCCCUGAGGUCAGGGAUCUCAUCACCCCGGGACUGAAAGGCAAAAUGCACGAAAGGCAGAGGAACUGGAUGCUGAUCUGCGAUGCUGUUUAUGGUCUGGUGGUGAGGCAGGCCCAGGCCCAGUAUGAGGCUGUGGUGCAGAGCUGUGAGGCUGGACGCCCCCUUCUAGAGGCCUCCAUACGCACAGACAUGGAUCAGAUCAUCACCUCCAAGGAGCACGUCAGCAACAAAAUCAAAGCGGUGGCGCUGCCUAAGGCAGAGAAGCUGCUGAAGGUGAGUAUCCAGCCCUACAUCAGCUCUAUCCUGGAGGCCCUGAUGGAGCCCACCAGUCGAGGCUUCUCUGAGGUCAGGGACGUCUUCUUCAGAGAGCUGGUGGACAUGAGCAAGAACACAGUGAACGACAGCACCAAGGAAAAACUGGGAGAGCACAUGGAGAAGAUCUCUAUGCUGGCUUUCCACCCGGUGAAGAUGCAGAGCUGCUAUGAGAAAGUAGAGGACCUGAGUCUGGACGGCCUGCAGCAGAGGUUCGACGUCUCCAGCCCCUCCGUGUUCGUCCAGAGGGCACAGAUCCUCAUGAGAGAGCAAAUGGACGAUGCGGUGUACACCUUUGAGCAGAUCCUCCACCAGAGUCUGGAGGACCAGGGGCCAGAGGGUCUCUGUAAGAACAUCCAGCGCUGCCAGGACCGGGUCAUCAAGAAAUUUGACUAUGACAGCAGCACAGUCCGGAAGAGGUUCUUCCGAGAGGCUCUUCUUCAGAUCUUCAUCCCUUACAUGCUGAAGCAGCUCACUCCCUCUGUCGCAUCUGAGCUGCCUCGUUUCCAGGAGCUGAUUUUUGAGGACUUCUCUCGUUUCAUCCUGGUGGAGAACAUCUUUGAGGAAGUGGUGCUGCACUCUGUCAUGAAGGACAUCAUGAUGGCUGUGAAGGAGGCAGCAGUCCAGAGGAGACACAACCUGUACAGGGACAGCAUUGUAUUGACCAGCAGUGACCCCAACCUGCACCUGCUGGGGGACAACCCUGCCAUCGAUUGGGCUGGGGAGUACGGGACAGGACAAGAGGAAGGACAGGGACAAGAUGAGGUAGAGGGGGAAGAGGCUGGUGAUAGUGGGGAGGCCCAUAGGAGGCGCAGGAUGAAGCAGGUGGUCUCUAUGAUCCAGCUGGAUGGCUCCCCCAUCCUGGUCAACGAGUCCUGCCUCGAGGUGCCCAGUGUGGAUGGCAUCCCUGAGGAGAGGGAGGGAGAGGGGGAGGACCAGGAUGCUCCAUCGUCUCCAGAUAUCGUCCACCAGGGUCCAGUCAAAGUUAAUGCAACCACUCCAAAAGAAAAGAAGAAAGCCCCUCCACCUCCUGUCCAGCCAGAGAACAGUCCAUCCCCUGCCCUAACGAACGGCUCCGUCCUGAAAGGAGGAGAGUCGGUGACGAUCGUGAGUGUCGCCCCAGAGGUGCAGACCAAAAUCUCAGAGGAUGUGACCCAGGAAGCUGAGCGUGAGGAGAAGUACCUAGAGAUUGAGAGCUCCUUACAGGACUCAGAGAACACGGCAUCAGCCAUCGAGAGUGCCAUACAGGAGAUAGAGAAUGCUGUGCAGGAAGAGGACAGCGAGCCAGGCGUGGAGGUGGCUGCAGUUUCACAGGAGACCGCAGCAGAAGUGUCCCCCUCAAGCCAGGAGGUUAGAAGUGUACCCUCAAGCAAAGAGAAGGAAUCUCUGAAAACAGUUCCGGAAGAGGCUUCGGCACCAGCAGCUCUAACCCAAGAGGAUACGUCUCCUAGUUCAGACGCGGUAUCUUCCCUACCCUCAACGCAGAUGGAGGCAGUAGCAGUAACACCCAUAGCACAAGAGGAGAUCCCCAUACCAACAGCCCUGGACACAGAGCUCCAAGUGCCUGCACCCACACAAACAGAAAUUCCUGCAGCCACAACAACGGCCCUGGAGAAAGUCCCUGUCCCUGCACCAAUGCCAGAGGAGUCGGAGAGCACUGAGAGCACUUCAAAUGUCCAGAGAGCAAAUCCACAACCCACGGUGGAUUUGAACUCCCUGCCCCCUCCACCUCCACAGGACGACAGUGGCUUCCAGUCUCCCACCAGUGAGGCGGUGGAGAAGGCUGCCCCCAGUACAGAGGAGCCAGAGGCAGCAGAGGUGAUCCCUGAGGCAGGGGGAGAGGGAGUGACUGUGGCCCAGGAGGGAGCAGCAGCGCAGAAGAAGGACUCAGAGAAGGCAGACGGCCCCAGUGUGGAAUGAGUCAUUGUUUGGGCUGUAUGCCGGUUGUCAAUUUGGAAUUUGUUUUUUUUUACCAAGACCGGGAUAUUAUACAUAAUUAAUCUCACAAUAGCAUAGACAAUUUCAUCAAUGGAAAUGGUUUGUAUACAGUAGUUUUGCCAAUAAUUUUACCGCUUAGUUUUCGUUGUCAAGAUUAUUCUCUUCAUAACAGUUACUUUUUUUUCACCAUUAUUAUCCACCUCUACCAAAUCAUCAGUCUGUAUGUACAUUGAUCCGGGUUCAGGUACAACUUCAAUGCCUGUAUAUGUUGUUUUCCUAUUGUUUCUAUAUUUUGACAGAUUACGUCCACAUUCCAGUUGAUAGCAUGUGCAUUGUGGCUUGAGUGCCAGAUGUUUGUGCGCUCAUGCCAACUCUCACUGUCACUCAUUGUCAUAAAAAAAAAAAAACAUGGCUUGGCAAUGGCAGCUUUGGAAUUAGAAAGGCCACAAACUGAUCUGGAACCAGAUUUAGGGACUCACUCCAUUGUCCUUUUUUUUUUACUAUAUAUUCACUGGGUAGUGAAUGAGGAGCACAAUAGAAAGACCCAGUUGUGUCCAUAUUAUGGUGUGCUGUGAAUAUGAAAUUAACUCACACACUUCAGGUGUUCUUGGUGGGGUAUAUAACGUUCAAUAUCAUCAUUGAUUUGUCCUCUAUGAUCUGCACUACUGCUCAACCACUUGAAUUGGCUUUACCCUGAAUCCAAAAGCUGUCAACGGUCUGACUUAUCUAGUUUGUGUUCAAUUGUAUUUAGAGUGGACCAUGACAACAUGAGCAAAGCUACAGUAUAGCUAGCCAUGGCUAAAUUCAAAAUCACAGAGUAUUUAUUCCAAUGGGUUCAACGACUGAUAUUAUGUCCAUUGUUGUCAUCUUAUUGUUGUUCUUUCAUUGUCACUUUCGUACAGUUGCUCUCUACUCUGAAGUUUCCUGUCCGUUUUUUGAAUCUCUUUUUCUAUCAGAGUAAUUCCAAUACUUUUAUAAUUGUGCAUCAACCUCCAAUAAUAUUCUUCUGACGUUUAUUUAUUGAGAUAUGUUGAAAAGGUGUCUGGGAAGCAAGCAAUUCUGUAGUAACAGUGCCUUAUGAAAUACUAGAAAACAUCUCAUUCAAAGUACUUUUUAUUUUCUGUUUCAAAUUGAAAUGACAAUCCGUCAAACAUAUUGAUGUGUUAACUGUUCUGUUAUCGCAAGACGUGGAAAGCAAGGCAAACGAGUAAUUGUAUUUGAUAUGUUGUCCUUAAUAUUUGACAAAUUCUUAUUGACAUGAAUACCUCAGUUAAAACAUUGAGCUAUUCCCAACAGAGAGAGAAUCUGUACAUACUGUAUUUAAUGCUAUGUUGACUUCAUACGUUUUUGACCCUUUUCACUGUCAUACAGCCUUUCCACAGAUGCUCGUCUUAGCAGCUGUGACAAGUUUUUAUUUUUUACUUUCUCUUCAGUGCCUUCAUUGAUACACUUAAAUGAUCUCCUCAAUUAUUUGUAUUUAUUAUGUAUUGCACUCUGCAUUUACGUCCCUGUCCUGCAUCCCUUUUGAUGCCUGUACUUUUAGAUUUAUUUUACUCAAUGUUAUACACAGGACUGUUACUGAUAAUAAAUAAUUGUUGAUUCAA
Oncorhynchus mykiss (rainbow trout) is the source of this 4895-nucleotide messenger RNA. RefSeq names its product protein Niban 2. The record is from RefSeq and is a predicted model, not a curated record. NCBI's taxonomy places the organism in Eukaryota, Metazoa, Chordata, Actinopteri, Salmoniformes, Salmonidae.